AUGGAACCACUGGAUCCUGCAACGAGGCAGGCCUUUAGAGCGGCGUUGGAAGAGGUCUUGAGGCCGCGAGACGAAGUCCUCGACUACCAGAAAGCCCACGAGGAGAUCCUGGCCCAGUCCUAUGGCGAGGACAUUCUCAAGCAUCCCUUGGCUCUCCUACCACCAGGUCUAGAAGUAGCUCGAACAGAAGGCACCACGCCGUCGAGGCUCGAGGAACUUAUCGAUGCAAAUAUCCGGCUGAACAAGGAACUCAGGCAGCUACAAGAGGCCUCAAGAUUGGCUCCAGACAUCUCGGCAGAAGACAAAAACGCACACAAGUCGGCGCAAAGCACGCCUGGCAACGUCCAGGACAGCCAAGUCAUCGACCUGCAACUCCAAGUCAACGCCCUGGAGGAGAAACGCACCCGCCUCAACAUCUUCCUCAAUGCCCUCGACAGACUGGAGAGACUCCCGGCCGCCGAGCCGGGCUUCAUGCAUCCAGCCGCCAUGUUCCAGGAUUGCAGUCCUCUGCCGGAUCUGCCCAAGGAGCUCAUGGAGGGCUUCACCCGAGACACUUCGGCGCCGCAGCACGAGAUCGAGACCAUGAUGCGAGGUCUGCACAAGGCUGUACUCCGCAACAAGCUCCUGGCGCAGCGGGAGAAGCGGAACCUCGAUGCAAUGCGCGCGGAGAGCAACAUCGACCCGGCCGGCUUGCCUGCAGAUGUGCAGCUCCAUGCUCUUGGUGCCGUCAAGGACCACCUCAUCGGGUGGAUCGAGUCGCAGCUCAUGCAGGCUGGCGAUGACGAGGACGAGGACGUGAACGGAAAUCUCGAAGAUGGCUCAGGGUCAGCUCCAGCCACCAGGACCAAGAACCACGGCGAUGACGUUGAUCUCGACACAAAACUGGCCAACAUCCAGAAUCAGUACAGCAAACACAUCAGCCUGCGGAAGGACAUCUCAACGCUUCUCGCCGAGGCCGACCACAUCAGCCACGACCUCGAGAGGUUCCGCGGCAUGCGUAUCGCCGACGACGCGCCCGCCACAGCUGACACGCCUGCCUCAAACUCGGCCGCGGGCUCAGCAUUGUCCACUCUGAAUCCCCCAGCCACACUCAUGCUCACACCAUACCUGGAGAAGCUCCAACAGACCUCCCGCGAGCAGAAGGCCAUGGUUCAGGAGAAGUCAUACAUCAAUAGCUCCUUCGCCAAGCAGCAGCAGCACAUGAGCCAGACGAUUCAGGACCUCGUCGAGGAGAGCCGCCUGCUCGCAACAUAUCCCAGUGCUGCCCCUCCAAGCAGCAGCGCCAGCCUCAACGGCAGCAGGAGGUCCAGCAAGAACAGGUCCCUCGGCGAAGCCACGCGCAGGUCUGCGGCGGGCACCAGGGCCAAUGUCGCAAGCCAGGUUGAGCCGUUCGUGUACUCUGCCGACUCGGCGAAGAUCGCAACGCUCGAGGUCGUCGUGGAGAACAUUGAGGUGGGCCAGAUGGCGGUCGACGAGGCGAGGGCGCAGUUGGAUGUGGUGCGCCGAUUUUUGAAUAAGAGUGAUCAGCAUGACGAGCCCGUUGGCGAUGAUAGUAGGUCGCCCCACAAGCAGGCUGCGACUGCUGCUGCUUCAGGGCAUAGGAGAAGGAACACAGAGGGCAAGAUCAUGGUCGAAGAUCACCACGAGAAGAGUAUAUGGUCCAAGCUUGACGGGAAUCUGGGGCUGAUCAAUGAUUGA
Messenger RNA from Microdochium trichocladiopsis, 1698 nucleotides. RefSeq lists its product as uncharacterized. The transcript has a single exon. The record is from RefSeq and is a predicted model, not a curated record. Lineage: Eukaryota; Fungi; Ascomycota; Sordariomycetes; Xylariales; Microdochiaceae. Bases 1 to 1698 code for a protein of 565 amino acids.